This is a messenger RNA of Rhizoctonia solani, 861 nucleotides long. RefSeq lists its product as uncharacterized. The transcript is spliced from 4 exons. Bases 1 to 861 code for a protein of 286 amino acids. The record is from RefSeq and is a predicted model, not a curated record. Lineage: Eukaryota; Fungi; Basidiomycota; Agaricomycetes; Cantharellales; Ceratobasidiaceae.
AUGGAGUAUAAUCUGAGCACGCGAUACCACCCUCUUGCUCGUUCAACCAUCCAAAACGUGCUCAAAGUAUCAGAGGAGGUCGAAUGUCUUGGUAGAAUACUGCGAGUCAAUGCGCAAUUCACUCACCGGUCUGUCAAUACUAUCCCUCCCUUCAUGCUCCGAACCCUCUAUAUGCUCGCACUCCCGGCAACAUCCUUGUUAAACCCACAUCCUGAAGUUGUUACUCUGAUGACAUACAUCGAGGUGGUACAUCGACUCUCGGCUUACAUCGGUCCACGAGCUGUAUACGGCCUAGUCAGGGAUUUCAACAGCACAAUCCCAAGGAAGUUUGAUGCAAAGAUUGUAACAAAAGUUCCAGGAACCGGACCUCGUGUUGCCAAACGGUGCGAGGCGGAAGAUGGGUUGGGACCAGUACGGACGGGUUGGGUGAGGGAAGUAGAACAUACUCCCUAUAUGCUUCCUCGGAGUCCACAUGCCGGUGCUCGUUCGGCUCCUUUUCCGCCUCAUGGAGCUCGCCCCUAUCCUCCUUGCCGUAUGUAUUGCUGGGACGCGCAUGAGCAGCGUCAACCUCUCGCGCCGCCAAUGCCUCAGCCACCUUGGCAGCCCAGUCAACCAAUGGUUCAUGAUGCACCGGUUCUUCGUCAGCCUCAUCCCGUUCGUCGUUGGGAAGAGGUAUCUCCUUUAAUUAUUACGCGCACUAUUUCUCCCAUACCUUCUCUUGACGCAGAACUAUCAGUUACGAGUGACCUGAGUGGCCAAUGUUCUAGUAGGCCUUGCACACCAACGACACCACCAACCGUUUCAGAGGCCGACACGCUCAAAAUCACUGUGACCGAAGUUGGGUCCGAGCCAGAUAAUUAA